Molecule: messenger RNA, 3096 nt
Organism: Orcinus orca (killer whale)
Lineage: Eukaryota; Metazoa; Chordata; Mammalia; Artiodactyla; Delphinidae
Product: RNA/RNP complex-1-interacting phosphatase-like
Exons: 6
Coding region: 229-819 (196 amino acids)
Molecular function (GO): polynucleotide 5'-phosphatase activity
Source: RefSeq, a predicted model, not a curated record
UGUGAAUGUAAAGCACUUGGGAAAUAUCUGAAAGAACCACACAAGGUACUGGGAGAGUGGGACAGCUUUCCAUGUCCCAUGUGAUUGGAGUUCUGAAGGGUGCACACACCACGAACUAGUGGACCUCUGCUACCAUCUUCCGGCUAAGGAGGGGAUUGCAGGCGUCAUACUCCUCUUUACCAAUGAAGCGUCUGGGCGUGUGGACGUCAUCUGGGCGGGCGGUGGCGCAUGCGCAGGAGAAGGAGGUGCGCGAGCUGCGUGGGCUUGUGCCUAGGCGCUUGUGUUUCGGGGCCUUGUGGUGGCACCGGGGGAGCCGGGCUGGCGACUUUGGCACUCUUGGCGUUGGGUGGGCGGCACCUUGGGGGUCACAUGAGCCAGUGGCAUCAUGCCCGUGGGCGCUGGGGUCAGCGUCGUGGCUUUUCCGGACGUUCGUCGGCCAGGAGGAAGGGCGGAAAGCACAUCCCGGAAAGAGAUUUGACAAGAAUCUUGCUCCAGAAGAAUGUUUCUCCCCCUUGGAUCUUUUUUAACAAACUCCAAGAACACAACGAAGAACUUGGGCUGAUUAUUGACUUAACAUAUACCCGCCGCUAUUAUAAGCCAGAGGACUUAGCAGAAACCAUUCCUUAUUUAAAAAUUUGUACAAUUGGGCAUCAGGUGCCAGAUGACGACACUAGUUUUAACUUCCAGUGCGCUGUUAAUGGGUUUCUGAAAGAAAGUAAAGAUAAUGGUGGAAAGACUAUCUCCCAGUUGAAUAGCAGAUGCCUGGGACCCGUUUCAUUGCUGUCAAAGUUCCUUCAAAACAGGUGCAAAGUAACGUGAGGAAACCGUUGUAAUGUAGCAUUGCCAGUGGAAUUUUAGCCUUAUUCAAAGAGACCGAAGAGUUUCCAAAGCCGAUUCAACCUAAUGUGUGAAGAUUCUGAGAUGUAGCAUGCAUCAGACUCCCCCAUGGCCUUCGGAGAGCAGCUCGUAGGAUACACAUUUUACACAUCCUUCACUGUCAGCGAUGCUACCGUGCUCACUGAGGUGAGUGCAGGUUUCAAGUGCCUCUUGUUAAUAUGCCUGGUUGUGCCCUUAAGGGUGCCCGGCGCACUUGACUUCCAUUAGAUCAUCCACCUAAGGAGAGGGCUCGGCACGUAGAAUUCCCUGCAGUCCCCAGGAAGCAAGCCCUACUCUCUGUGUAAGAGAGACAGGUCUCCCCAGGUAACACUAAAGACUCAGCCUUUCAAAUGAUUCCACCAGUGGUCACCGUUCCCAAUGAAAGCUGCCCUCAGCAAAACUCUGAGCAACGCCAGGGCUCCACAGAGAGUGGCAAUUUCUCCUUCUGUAACAUUACCUUUUUCUCACCCACCAGGAAGCAAGGCCCCUCCCAUGGCAUUGCAAACAGGCUUUCUGCCUCAGGAAGAAAAGUCCUUCUCCUUGGCAGCUGGAAUGCUUUUUCCUGUCAUUCUCAGUUAAAUUCCACAGGGAGGAGGGUGUUCAGCUUAAGCUAUAAAACCAGCAGCGACCAAAGCCCUAUACCUGAAGCUCUCCUUGCUUGAGGCCAAGCACAAAGUCCCUCUCCACUGAGGUCGUUGUCUUCUCAACCAUCCUCCUUCUGGCUAGGAAAUCUCACAUAUAUUUUACCAGUUGGAUACCAGCCUUUCAUGCAAACUAAAGGAAUUCGCCUCUACUCACCCUAGGAAAGUAAACUGAGCGCUUCUCGUCUUUCGGCUGAAGGCGAAGUGUAUUUCAGAGCUCUGCAACUUUUCACCCACCCACCCAGCUUCCUCUGGUGGGGACUCCAUGACAGAGACAGUACACCGUGAGCGAAAUCCUGUUCGUCUCCACGUGACAGGACAACAAUGUUUACUGCUCCAGAAACGGGCCUUUUUACAUAGAGGAAACACUGUCUAGCAAACUCAGGCUUGCACCUCCUACCUGAAGGCAGCUAUAAACUAACAAGAGGAGACCGUCGUAGUGCCGGCUUGCCGGGCGAAUAGUAGCCUGUGUUAUUGUGACUGAGGAGUCUUACAUGCCGAAUCAAUACAGUGUGUGAAAUUUCUAAAAGCGAGCACACCUCCGAAUCACCCAUGACCUAAGGAGAGCAGUUCGCAGGAUACAAAUUUCACAGUGCGGUUGCUUCUACCGGGUACACGGAGAUGAGUGCAGUUUUCAAGUGGCUCUUCACAUCUUGCUUGGACUGUCGAGUUAACAGAGCUCCCCAGGUACUUGACUUCCACAUGUUCAUCCCCCAAAGGACAGAGUGCUGCUCCCUAGACUUUCUCUGCAAUAGAGUGUAUGCAAGCUGGAAUUGUAGCCUUAUUCCAAAGUGACCCAAGAGUUUCAAAAGCCAAAUCGAUACAAUGUGUGAAAUUCCUGAAAUCUCGCUUGCAUCAGACCCACCCUUGGCCUCCGGAGUGCAGUUCGUAGGAUACUCAUUUCACAGUCUUCACUCUAGACGCUUCUACCUUUUACACUGGGACGAGUGCUGCUUCUUAUCUUGCCUCGUUGUCCCUUUAACAGUGCUCCCCUUGCACUUGAUCCUCCAACUAAGGCGAUGGCUCUGCCCCUAGACUUUCCCUGAAGUAUCCAGUAAGCAAGUCCUACUCUCCGUGUACGAGAGACAGGUCUAACCAGGCAACAUUAAACUUGGCCCUUGCAAAUGCUUCCACCAAACGGUCAACGUUCACAAUGAAAUCUACCCUCGGCAGAACUCCUCUGAGCAUCACCAGGAUUCCACGAACAGUGUGAAUUUCUCCUUUUGUAAUAUUAUCUUUUUCUCAGCCAUCUGGAAGAGAAGGCCCUUCAUAUAGCGUUGAAGAAAGAGUUUCUGCUUCAGAAAGGAAGGUACUUCUUUGUGGCAGGUUGAAGGUUUUUCCCUACCAUUCUCAGUUAAAUACCACCGGGAGGAGCGUCUUCAGGUUAGGCCCUAGAAGCAGCAGCGACCAAAGCCCUAUGCUUGCAGCUUUCCUAGCGUGAUCCAAGCACGAUAGUCCAUCUCCACAGAGAAAAAGUACAUCAUGCCUGAAAUUCCUUUCCUCUCGCUUUCAGAAGACACAUAGGAUUACUGCACAGAACACAAGCCUGUUUAGGCAGUGGAAGUGCUUUCUCUCCAAG